Homalodisca vitripennis (glassy-winged sharpshooter) is the source of this 555-nucleotide messenger RNA. Its product is annotated as transcriptional regulatory protein AlgP-like. Bases 31 to 483 code for a protein of 150 amino acids. The transcript is spliced from 2 exons. Lineage: Eukaryota; Metazoa; Arthropoda; Insecta; Hemiptera; Cicadellidae. The record is from RefSeq and is a predicted model, not a curated record.
CCUCUGGUUGUAGUGCUAGCCUCUGUCGACAUGUACACUUCUACUGUGCUUACUUUCUCCCUCAUUGUUGGGGCUACAUUAGCCGCCACUCCAUUCUUUGAGUCACCCCACAAUGAAAGAGCUUCUGCCUUCUAUAAGACCCCCGCCCAUGGUGGUUUCUCUCAUCCUGGUCCAGUAGUUGGUGGAUCUGUUCCUGCCUACAAGCCUCAAGCCGUCCCUGCUUACAAGCCACAGGCUGCACCUGCCUACAAGCCCCAAGUGGUCCCUGCUCACAGGCCACAGGCUGCACCUGCCUACAAGCCCCAAGUGGUCUCUGCUUACAGGCCACAGGCUGCACCUGCCUACAAGCCACAAGUCGCCCCUGCUUACAAGCCUAAGCCAUCUUAUGGUGGUGGAUAUAAUCAAGGUGCUACAUCCUUCCAGAGUGUUAGGCUAGAAGUUGGAGAGCAGGCUUACAGAUCUCCUCAAAAAUCUCAUUAUUAAGAAUUGUUAUACGUCUGAAUUUCAUCAUUAUUUAUUUCAUACUGUCAUCAAAAAUAAAAUCUUAAAGGUAUA